UAACAUCUGGACAUUGGGCAAGAUGCAUCUGAACCUGAAAUAUUUCAUUGGUCUACUGGUGCUGCUUUGCAGCUCUUUUGCGGUGGCAUAUCCCCAGGGGCCUGGAUGUGGUCCACCACCAAGUGGAACCCCUGCGCCGGGCCCGCGACCAUCGGGUCCACCACCUGGAGGUCGCUGGGGACCACCACCAUCGACCACGGCUGCGUCUACCGGUUAAAUUUGUCCACCUCUGCGGUUCCCGACUCCAAUUCCCAUCAUAAGGCUUACUGAAACGUCACCUAGAAAAUCCUUUUGUUAAGUCCCUUUUUUUUUUUAAAACAAAUUAAAUGAAAAAUAUAUGUAUGUGUGUAUAACUGCUGAA
Molecule: messenger RNA, 361 nt
Organism: Drosophila sechellia
Lineage: Eukaryota; Metazoa; Arthropoda; Insecta; Diptera; Drosophilidae
Product: proline-rich antigen
Exons: 2
Coding region: 23-217 (64 amino acids)
Source: RefSeq, a predicted model, not a curated record